Molecule: messenger RNA, 5543 nt
Organism: Lytechinus variegatus (green sea urchin)
Lineage: Eukaryota; Metazoa; Echinodermata; Echinoidea; Temnopleuroida; Toxopneustidae
Product: protein CBFA2T1-like
Biological process (GO): negative regulation of DNA-templated transcription; DNA-templated transcription
Cellular component (GO): nucleus
Molecular function (GO): transcription corepressor activity
Source: RefSeq, a predicted model, not a curated record
UGUUGACUUUGUUGACUAAAUCCAGUCAUUCGUUUUGUUUAUACUUACGGCCAGAUGACAUUGAACCUUGAGAAUGUAAUCACGACUGUUUAAGUAGACUAUUGAAAUUGACUGGAAAAUGAAUUACUCAUGAGUGGAUUUUUGUCACACCAACGCCCCUCCCUCAAGGCAAGGUACAGCCCACCCCUAGUACCAGGAAUGGGAGCUGCCCUAUUUGCAUGUGACCAUAAUGCGUUUCCCCUGGAUUGCCCUGUGGGGUUCUACCAUUUGAAUUGUUUGAUGAGGAGUAAAAAUGUGUGCAAAAUGAGAGUUUGGCAGCCUGGUGGUUUUGUCUCUGUAUGCAUGUGGGUGUUCACGCAUUGUGUACUUGUGGGUGUAAUAGUUUUCUUCAGGAGGGAGGGUUAAAAUAACUCGCCUGUGUGCCUACCAGUGAAUAGGACAUAUGUGCAGUUGGGAGUUGAGUGGCUAUUCUGCGCCAGGAGGUCAUUAGCUAAGUAGAUUGUUGAGGAGGGAGAGCGUGCAAGCAGCUUACCGUAACAAAAGCAGUUUGUUCGUCUGAUGCUCUGGGUUAAAAGAACACUUUAGCAUUGGCUAGUAACAAGGCUGCAGCAAGCAGCGCCUGCUAGUAAAAAAAAUUGUUAAAAGAAAGAGAAGCAUCAAGGCAGGCCUCAUUGUGUGACCUAUUACCAUAGUUGUGAUCUUUCUCUCUUGUCUCCAUGUUGAUCAGACGUUGUCUUCGAUGCUCUUUUAUGUCGUUAUUGUAUAUCAUCUUGGAAGAUCUGAGUAUCCUUAUUAUGGCGUGUAUUAUCAUACACAUGAAGACUGUUUGAAAUAAGGUCAUUGUAUUGACAUGACAAGUUGAUACUACCAACCACUGUACCAGAUACAUAUUUACAAUACUUAUAUCCCUGGAGUCACCAUUGAUGCCGUGUAUUGGAAGACAGACUAUUUGAAUUUGUUCAGUGGAAUCAUAGCCUCCUGUACCAAGAUCAGAAGUUAAUGAUACAAUUGUUUUGCUAGCACUAGUUUUCUCAUUGUAUCGCCCGACGUUCUGAUUUGACAAACCAUUUGAUUACCGUACCAUAUCUCCUAUUACGAUGAACAGGAUUUAAACACCGACAACAUACUCUGAAGUUGUAUCUGUGUCAGUAUCGUUGAAACUUACCCAGAAUGGUUAUGUUCUAGGAUCCUUUAUUUGUGUUGGAUUACUGAGAGAGAUUCGGAUCUGCUUCUCUAUUUGAUCAGACCAAGAACUAUCGUGGACUUGAUGCUGGUUAGUGAGAAAGCGCACAUGCAAUCGUCAUCGUCCCUUCUACUGCAUCCUGUCCCUGCAGUGAAUAUCACUACACCAAUGGGCAUUUUGAAUGAUCACAGUGAAGUAAAGAUGCCUGAAUCACCAGUAGACCAAACCUUAACCAAAUCCAUAUCCCAGCCUAGUUCUUUAGUAGGAACGAACCUACCAGUCCAUCCUAGAUCACACUCGACAAGUUCAUCUACAGGUUCAAUAGUGAAUGGCCUGCAUUCACCAAGGAGUAUGAAUGGAACCCCUUCGCCACCAACAGGUCUCGGGGGUGUGGCUGUCUCGGCUAUUCAAGGUGUACCAGCCAAUCAGGAAGUCCCUGCUGCAUGUGGAGCUCGUCAACUCAGUAAACUCAAGAGAUUUUUAACGACACUCCAGCAGUUUGGAUCUGACAUAUCACCAGAGAUUGGGGAGAGAGUUCGAGGUCUUGUUAUGGGUCUUGUGAACAAUGCUCUAACUGUAGAAGAAUUCCACAACAAACUGCAGGAAGCUACCAAUUUUCCACUCAGGCCAUUUGUGAUCCCAUUUUUAAAAGCAAAUCUACCUUUGUUGCAGAGAGAGUUGAUGCAUUGUGCUCGACUUGCCAAGCUUAGCCCUCAACAGUACUACCUUCAACAUGAACAUCAACUCCUGGAGCCAAAGACUAACAUUGUUGAUCCUACUGAACAUCUGAUGGAGGUCAAUGAGAAUGGGAAGAGAAAGACCCCAGAAGAGAGGAUGAUAACAAGGCCAAAGGAGAAUGGAUCUAAUGGAGGAGAACGUCUAGGGGAGGGGCCACACCCCAAGAGACAUUGUAACGUAGGAUCGCCCACACACCCCACCUCAGCUUACCCCCCUAUGAAUCAUUUCCCCCAUUCCCUAUCAGCAGCUCAUCAUGCCUUUAAGGUAGAGGAGCUAGGAACCAGUCAGGGGGCUGGCUUUGCUAGAGACUCCAGGGAUCUAAGGGAGAUGAGAGAAAUGAGAGAAAUGAGGGAACGCUUUGAAAGGGAAAGAGAACGAGAUAGACAUACUCCUCACGGUAAGGAAGCCUUUCCACCAUUCAGGGAAGUUUAUCCCGAUCCUAUCUUAUUUGAAGACAGAGUAGAGGAUGACUGGAAACAUGUUGAGACAAUGUUGCAAUGCAUUAUUGGUAUGGUUGAGAAGACCAAACGAGCAUUGGCUGUACUACAUCAACGCAGCAUCCAAGAUCGUGAGGAACUAGCUCACUGGAAUAGAAGACAAUCUUCACAGUCAGGUGGCAAUGAGUCAGGGGGUAAGAAGAGAUCUGAUGAGAUGAUGGCUCAGACCCUAAGACAGACUGAAGACAGAGUAACAGAGGUCAAGAGACGAGCAGAAGAAGCAGUGAAUGAGGUGAAAAGACAAGCAGUUUCUGAGUUACAGAAGGCUGUAGCAGCUGCUGAACGUAAAGCCAAUGAGAUGGUUAGUGCUGAACGGUCUAAGUUAGAUCGUGCCAUCAUUGAGGCUAGACAACAAGCUUCAGAUGAAGCUCUUGGUCUCCUUAAUCAUCAAGAAGAUUCUAGUGAGACUUGUUGGAACUGUGGUCGUAAAGCCAAUGAGACGUGCAGUGGAUGUAAUACUGCCCGAUACUGUGGUGCCUUCUGUCAACACAAAGACUGGGAGAAUCAUCAUAGGAUGUGUAGUCAAUACGCUAACACCCCUACUACAGGUGGUCUCCCUGUACCAGGGUUUCUGGUUAGCUCUUCUGCUCCUUCGUCAAUGCCACCAUCUACCAUAUCAGUGGCUAGUCCUUCACCAGCUGCUCUCAAGAGUCUAACCCCCGUGGUGGUUACCACCUCUGCAGCGACGGCAGCGGUGCCACCCUCGGCGCCCACACCCACAUCCGCUGCAAGUCCCACUGGAUCACAUCACUCCAAUGCAUCCAAUGGAUCAGGGUCCCCUGUAACCGCAUCAUCCACUGCCAUCCCUCAGGAAUCAUAGCAGGACUAGUCUGGAGAAUAUUGACUUUUUAUUUCUCAUCGUUUGGAAUCUGAUUUCACCACAAAGAUCCUGCUAGAAGUCCCAGUGUGAAAUGUUUAGACAAUGGAAUUCUUCUGAGGAUCAUUAUUGGACUAAUUGGACUUAGAUCUGGCCCACCCUUGUGAAAGUAAUUUUGAUUGGAGAUAUCUAGCACCCUGCCAAAUUCUUUGGCUGUGAGGAUGUGAAUCUGAAAAAAUCCAUCCAAAAGAUUCCCCAGGGUAAGACAUGAAUUAACAUUGGUCGCUCUUCAGGAAUAUCAGUCAUUGGAAGCCAAGCUUUCAGAUGGGUAAUAUAUAGAUCUCAAGUGCUAAUUUCAUACAUGUAUGAAAUUAGUAAUAUAUGAAGUAGAAAUUGAUAUUUAAUCAGUCCCAGUUUUUUGGUUUGAAAAAAUAAUUCAUGCCUUCAUAACUAUUUCAAAUACAGAACUGCCCUCUCUUUAUCUCUAUCUUCAUUCUGCAAGAAAUUUAUCCACUUUGUGCUGCACUCAUCCCAGGUGUGGCAAAAUGUGUACCAGUAAAGUGUAGCAUCCCUUAAAUGCACCAAGUGCUGCUGAUUUAGUGGGGAGCUCUAGCUUAAGUCAGGGUAAUAAUAGUUGUGCUUUGUAUCCUCUUGCAAAAUCAUUAAAAACAAAAUUGUGUUCAUAAAAGGAUAGGAAUGAAAUUAUUCUAUUUGAUACAACACUCUUUCCUUCUCAGAUAUGAUUCUGGAGAUUUGAUGAUUCUCUAUUAUUAGAGAUUUAAUGCAAAUUUUAAGAAAAUAAACAAAAAAAAUGUUUUUAUUUCUCUGGCUAUGCCUGCAAUGAAUAAACAUUCCAUGUCAAGUUUUAGUAUGUCUUUACAUUGAUGUUAGGAUAUGCAAUGUGAAGAUUCAUAUGGAAUUGCAAUCAAACCUCCAGACAGACUUGAUGGUACACUUUGUUUUCUUAUUGAUUAAACCAUGAUCUUAAGAUUUCUUGUGAAGUUUGUUUGUAUGUUAAAUACUGUGGAGAUUGAUGUCUACAGGGUUCAAUUGUCUAUAUGUAAACACCCUGGUAUGUCAUAUGUUGGCAAUUUGUGAUUAACUUCAUGUAGUGUUUCAAGCUCUUAUUUUUGUAGCUGGAUGAUAUAGUUAUCUAAGUGUUUCUUUGAAAAAGUAAUCACAGAUCAAAAGUCCACACAUGUUUGUUUUAUAGUUGCAAAUUUGUAGAGCAUUGAUUUUGGUGUAUCUCUGUCCUGUUUGUUCCCACAUUUGUCAUUCUGUUUUCUACUACUUAAUGCCCCCUUGUUCAUUUUAAGUUUUUAAAAGAUUUUGGUCUCACAAAACUUUUCCUUUGCUCAAUAUUCUAUUGCUUUUCUCAUGAUUCUGGUAACCGGAUGAAGUUGUAUUUUGAUGGUCAUAAAUUAGAAUAUUUUUGCAGCAAAUUUUCAAGGAUUUUAAUAUUGCCUCAUUUCAAGAUAACACAAACAAAUCAAUAGGCAAAUGCCCAUUACCUCUUCACUAAUUUUUGGGGACAAAAUUUGUUUGCACUUAUAUUUUCACUAUUCAAUAUUAGAGGAAACUGGAAAUAUUGUCACUGUUAAAAUAGUUUUUUUUUUAAACACACAUUGCCAUACUUCAUUUCUUUUGUCACUUUGAUAUUUCAAGCAUAUUAUAUCUGUGGAUUCCAGUUAAUGAUUUUCUGUGGCACAUCGAUAUGAAGAUCCAUAUACAACCAUAUAUUUUGUUUAGUUUGAAUAUGUAGUGUUUUUGCAUUUAUUAUAACCCUGUAUAUUGUGGCCAAGUCAUGUGUGUGAUUAUUGGGUUAUUUAUCAUGUCAAUUUCCUUUUACUCUUAAUUGUCAGUCUCUUGUUAAAGCCCAGCUUUAGUUUUUGGUAUAUUCCCCCCCAAAUUACAUUUCACUAUUUCAUUUCAUUACUAGAUUAUAUCAAUUCAUGUGCCCCCAAACAGUUGUGGUGUGAAGGAUAUAAACUAUAAGCAUGUUUUUUUUUGGAGAAAUUUACUGAUUUCACUUGAGAUUUUAAUUUGAUCAAGUGACUGAUCAAAAUGGAACAUCUUUAUAUUUUGUCUUUUUAUAUAAAACCCCUUCUCACUUAAGCAUAGAAUGGGCUGAAAAUUUCAGGAUAUAAUCUUUGUCAGUAACCUUCUAUUAUCCAGUUAAUAAAUCUGUAAAGUAAAGCACUCGGAUUGCUAUUUGAUAUUGAAAAAUAAAAUUCUAAUGGGUAAAAAUGCAUUUAAUGACUUAUGUUCGAUGGUACACUCAAGUAUAGUUAUCAUUACUGACCCUUUA